Molecule: messenger RNA, 8007 nt
Organism: Parus major (Great Tit)
Lineage: Eukaryota; Metazoa; Chordata; Aves; Passeriformes; Paridae
Product: wiskott-Aldrich syndrome protein family member 3-like
Exons: 8
Coding region: 43-1554 (503 amino acids)
Biological process (GO): actin cytoskeleton organization; positive regulation of Arp2/3 complex-mediated actin nucleation
Cellular component (GO): cytoskeleton
Molecular function (GO): Arp2/3 complex binding; protein kinase A regulatory subunit binding; actin binding
Source: RefSeq, a predicted model, not a curated record
UUUCCCUUUGUCCUUUUCCCAGGAGAGGCGUGAGGGCUCGCCAUGCCGCUGGUGAAGAGGAACAUCGAGCCCCGGCACCUGUGCCGGGGGGCCCUUCCCGAUGGGGUGACGAGUGAGCUGGAGUGUGUCACCAACAGCACGCUGGCUGCCAUCAUCAAACAGCUGGGCAGCCUCAGCAGGCACGCCGAGGACAUCUUUGGAGAGCUGUUCAACGAAGCCAACAGCUUCUACAUGCGGAUGAACUCGCUGCAGGAGAGGGUGGACCUGCUGGUCAUCAAGGUGACGCAGCUGGACUCCACCGUGGAGGAAGUUUCACUGCAGGACAUCAACAUGAGGAAAGCCUUCAAGAGCUCCACGGUGCAGAACCAGCAGGUCGUGUCCCGCAACUCCAUCCCCAACCCGGUGAUGGAGAUGUACCAGCGCUGCGACAAACCCCCGCCGCUCAACAUCCUCACGCCCUACAGGGAUGACAAGAAGGACGGCCUCAAAUUCUACACAGACCCCUCCUACUUCUUCAACUUAUGGAAGGAGAAGAUGCUGCAGGCGACAGAAGACAAGAGGAAGGAGAAGCGCAGGCAGAAGGAGCAGCGGCUGGUGGAGGACUCCACCCGGGAGGUGAAGAAAGUGAGGAAAGCCCGCAACCGGCGCCUGGAGUGGAACAUGAUGGCGUAUGAUAAAGAGUUCCGGCCGGAUAACAGGUUCUCACCAUCCCCCUAUCACAUGGCGUCAUCGGAAGGAUCACUGUCCCCAGAUAAUAGAUCCUACGCGUCGGACGCUGCCGACCACUCGUACCCGGCCAGCCCCAACCACCCCGCGCAGCUGCUGGCCCCGGCGGCCCACCUGGCCCCGGUGGAGCACAAGGAGGGGGUGCUGGCGGCCACCAACCCCCCGGAGCACGUGUUCCGGCCGGCCACGGGCAGCCGGCAGAACAGCCUGACCCGCCUGCAGCAGCCCCACGCACCGCCGCCCCCCGAGGCCGUCCUCAACGGGCCCAGACCCCACCUAGUCAAGGAUUACGGCCCGCAGCCGGUGCCCAUGGCCGAGUACUUCGUGCCGCCCGCUCCUCCGCCGCCGCCGCCCGUCAUCCCAUCGGCACAGACCGCCUUCGACAGCCCCAUCUCGGCCCCCCCAGCGCUGGCCCCCGGCUCGGCCGCAGCCCCUUCCUACGCCCCUUCACCGCCCCCCGCUCCCCCCGGCCCUUACUCGGCGUCCCCACCGCAGAGCGGCCCCAUGGGACCCCCGGUGGCCCCUCCGCCCCCUCCGCCCGGGCCGCCGGCCGUGUCCUCCUCCCCGGCGCACUCCGCAUCACCGCCCGCAGCCGAGCCCCGCAAACCGCAGGUGCCGCUGAUGCCCAUGAGCGACGCCCGCAGCGACCUGCUGGCAGCCAUCCGCAGGGGAAUCCAACUCCGGAAAGUCCAGGAGCAGUGGGAGCAAGAGGCCAAAAAAGAGCCCGUGGGCAAUGACGUGGCGACCAUCCUGUCGCGCCGGAUCGCGGUGGAGUACAGCGAGUCCGAUGACGACUCCGAGCUGGACGAUAACGAGUGGUCGGACUGAGGGCGCCGGGCUGGGCUGGCUCGGAGCUCCCAGCUCCGUUCCAGGUGUGUAUAGGCACCUUCCCCACGUCGCCCCGCUCGGGCAGGAGCUUUGCUUUUACACUAUGUCCAAAACCCUUCGGGCAGCAGCAGCAGCAGCACUGGUAGGAUACACCUCGGAGGCAGUGAGACCAGAAAUUAGCGGCACCUUCGUAGUUAAUGACUUCCAAAAUUCUCUGAAGGCAGGUUAAUAGGAUUACUCCAGGUUUACACCUGGAGCAAGACCGGAGAGUGGCUUUGCGAGAGAAGGGAGCCCCAGAGGCAGCAGUGCUUUUUUCAGCUUAAUGUUAAUUGUGCUAACGAGAAGCUCCUGGAGAAGAAGCCUUGUUUGCACAGCUGGUGGCACCACGGGAGUGCAGGGCUGGCUGUGUGGCCUUGGGGACACUCUGCUGCUGGUGGUGGUGGUUUUGGGGUCAGGCAGCUCCAAAAGCUGCGUGUGGGCAGGAACCUCCCUCCCUACACCACGUUUCGUACAGUUACACCACUGUGUGGUUCCUCCCUGGAAAAUCAUGGAAUGCUUUGGGUUGGAAGGCUCCUUUAAAGCCCAUUUAGUCCAGCUAGAGCUGGGACACCUUCCCCCAGAGCAGGUUGUGUGAGCAGCCCGAGGUGACCUUGGUGACCUUCCCUGUAUCCAUGCUCAGAGCUGGUUUUCCAGGAGGGCAAGGCUGGUGUGGCUGGCAGGGAGACACAGCCUCGGCCAGGCUUGUCCUGCCUUUUCCAGAAAAGGAGUAGAGGUGUCCAGGGGGCUUCCCCAAGCCCAGCUCUCCUUGGCCUUAGCGUGACACCAUUUCAGUGUUAUCUGGGAAAAAGUGAAUCAGACAAUCUGCUGCUUUCAGGUAAACUCUCAACUUGCACUUUGCAGCCCCAGGAGCUGUGCCUGUACAGCUGAGAUCAGCUCAGACCCAGGCACCGGUUUCCCCUUCCUGAUCCUGCUCCGUCCCCUGCCCCACAUUUGGAUGGAGGAGCUGGGUGAGCAGGCCCCUAUUUCAGCACUGAAAAUACCUGUUUUCCCACCAAAACAGAGCGUGAUCCGUGGCAGACUUUUCACAGAGCUACAAAGGGAGGAGGCACAAAGGAAGGCAGAGCAGAAGGGGUGGGAAAUACUGGAAAUAUCACAGGCAGGUGUGGAAACCUGCAGAGAGAUGGGAGAGGUUUCCCACCUGUGGAAAAUGGGCUGGGACCAGCUGUGGAUUGGCCAGUGUGAUGUCCCCAGACCCCCUUCUUGUGUUCCCCUAUUCCACGAGUCCCUGAAUGGGGAAAGCCUGAGCUCUGUGCCCAGUUCCCUGCCUCUCCCAGUAGCCCUGUGGGUGAUGGCUACUUCAGCAGGAUUUUGAUGAUGGAGAAGCAGCCAGACCUCUAAAAGAGGUGGGAGGAUAUGGCUGAGAGCCAAAUGCUGAUCCUUAAAUUCCACAGAAUCCUAGAAAGGUUUGGGAUAAAAGGGACCUUAAAAACCACCUCAUUCCAACCCCCUGCCAAGGGCAGGGACACUUCCACUAGACCAGGUUGCUGAUUUCCUGGGAGAUGCUGGUGUUGUCCCAAACUUCUGCUCAUGUGCCCCCAGUGACAAACCCCUCAUGGCCAGAUGUGGUGAAUCCUCUGCCCAGCUGCUGGGAAACACCCCCAGGAGCUCUCCCUUCUCUCGAGUGGCACAGAAAUGGUCUCUUGUCCCUUGGAUGUGACACCUUGCACACCUCCACACCCAGGCUGGGGGCUGUGGUGCCCAGUGAGCUUGAGCAGGGGUGCAGAAUGGGUUUGGGAUGUGGGAGAGGGCAAGGCAAGAAGCAGCAGAGCAACAGGAUACGUGGAAUAACUCACCUGCAAAACACAAGGAGCAGGAGUGAGCAGAGGAGGCAGGGUGACACCGUGCUCUACAGGUGGCCAGGAAAUUCCUGGUGCUCACUGGGAGCUCUUGGUUCUGAGGUUGACGCUCUGAGAUGCAGGGAAACAGCUGCAAGAGCUUUUUACAGAGAGCCCCUGCAAUGCCCAGGACCUUCUUUCCUUGGGAAGGCAGCUGGGCUUUGGCCUGGAGCAGGUUCAGAAGGAUGCAGUGUAAAAAUUCAGGGCAGUAUUUGAGGUGAUGCUCCUGGUGGAGUGUUAUUGACGUAGAUACAACCACAAAACUGUAAGGGAAAUUUGCUUUAUUUGGGUAAUUUAGGGAGAGCAACAGCCCUUUGUGAGAGAGGGAAAAGAGCAGGAGCUGGUGGAGCUGCUCUUAUCUGUUGCAGGGGUCGAGGGGCUGCAGAGCCACUGUGGGGACCCAGAGGAGCUGAGGAGUCCCACGGGCCCCAGGAAAGGGCUCAGGGACACACAGGACUGGCUGAUCCCAUGGCUCUGCCCCUGUCCCAGUUCUGCAGGGCUGAGCCAGUCCUGGUGGGAGCUGGAGAGGAGCCCUAAAAGAUCAGGUCCCUUCUUGUCAUGCACCAGUUGCUCUGUGUGUGUCACAUGGGACCGUGGUAACUGGGGCAGGGUGUGUGGCAGGUCAGGGCUGUCCCUGGGGCCUCCCACUGCCCUGUCCCCUCACAGCUCCUGUGCUGGGACUGGCAGAUGCCAGGAUUGGGGCCAUUGUGAUCAUAGGAAGGUUGGAAGGGACCCUAAAGGUCAUUUAGGUCACUCAGGCCACAUCUGCACAGCUGUGGGGGCAGGAAAGGCUCACCCCCAUCUCCUCACAUCUUUAUGUUCUCACACUGCAUCCCCAUGGGGCAUCCCAGCCAUCCCAGCACAUCCUCAGCCCUCCUGUUCUGCUGGAGGAAAUCCCCUGACAACACAAACCCAGCUCACAUUCUCAGCUCCAAGCCAGCCAGCAGCUCCAGGAACCUCCCAGCCCUGCUGGGAACAUCAGCAUCCCCCUCUUCCAGGGACCACAACCCCUGUGGAAACCCUAAAGCCGUCCUGGUAGCAGCAGUGGGAUCCCCCACCCUCAUCCCAGAGAGGUGUCUGGGGGAGCUGGUGGAGAAGGAAGCUCAGGGUGGGUUUGGACACCCAUUUCUGCUCUGACCAUGGCUCUCCCCACCCCUCCCAACAGCACCACGAGGCAAACAAACCCCAGGAGUCAUUCCAGUGGGAAAAGACCUCCAGGAUCUCCAAGCUGGAGCAUUAAUGCCACAUGGUGGCACUGAGAGCCCCAAUCCCAUCCUCAGUGCCUUCACCUGAGGGACUCAGCCACUCUUGACCACCUUUUUUUGAGGCAGAUUCACCUGGUUUUUGCUCAGGUGACCUUUGAAAUCCAACAGAAGUGGCACCAAUUCCUUGUCUGCUCUGGGCUGGUGCUGCUGGGAUUGUGCCACUCUAAUUAACACUGUCUGUCUGCCCCACAUGCUGCACACUCACAAUUUUGUACAUUUGUGCCUAUUUCUGGACGUUCUCCCCAAAGUAGGCCAUGCUGUGUUACACAACCUGAAAUGCUCAAAUCCUCAUGUGGGCUGAUAUAAAAGUGAAUAUUUAAAUAUUUUAUCUAGCUUGGCAGACAUUAAAAAAUGCAAUCCAGGUCACAGAUGAUUGAAUUUCCCCCCCUCUCAAGAGUACCAGAAUUGGGCUGAGGAGAUUCUCCUGUACAUUAAGGUAUCGUGUUCCCUGCUAAAAUAUAGCAGUGGCAUUUCAUUGCCAAAGGAUAAUCACAGAGUGCCAAACAUUUAAUGAGUCCAACUGAUCUCCUGAGAGUUCCUUUUUCCUUCUGCUUCCCUCUACUUGCCAAUUUAUGGGCAUAGAUUAAAAAUAAUAAAUAUGGCUGUCAACAGGGGGUGGGGGAAAUAUCAAAUAUCAAAUAUCCUGUGUCCAUGCAAAUGGACUGGAGUCAGUGGAACAGUAAAUUUUGAGCCAUUCUGGUUCUGCUUGGAGAUAUUAAUGAAGGCUGCUGUCCUUGAGGACCAUCAGGAACCUCUUGGACAUGCCAGGUGGAUGUGGGAAGGGAAUUUUGAGGGACCACAGUGGUGCUGCAGGGGGUGCCAGGCUGGUCCUGCUCAGGUUUCUGGAGGUUGGUGGGAGCCCUGCAGAGUGCCCUGCUGGCACUGCUCUCCGUGUCCCCCUGACUCAGGGUGGCCACUGCAGCUGGCUGGAGCUGCUGGUGGCUCUAAAAGUGUCCUGAAGGAAGAAUGGAUUGGGAAUGUUCUCAUUUCUAAUUUCCCACCUGGGGAAGAGACGUAGAGAGGAGCAAUCAUCCCACCCCACGAGAGCUCCUGCUUUUACAGCUGUCUCAUCUCGGGAAGGUUUUACUCCUGUGACAAACUUUGGGCUGAGCUUGGCUUCUUCAGAGAGCUCUUUCCACAGAAGAGCCCUCAGAUUUCCUCCCAGCCACUUUUCCACCUCUCUCUCCCUUUCCAGACCCCCAACAGCCCCAACAGAAGCUUUGCAGACUCCCCUGAGCCCGAAUUAACACCUCAGCUUUAAUGACAAGUGGAAGUUUGGCUUGGAGGGAGGCAGGCUGUAGCACUGGAGGUGGCAUCUCGGAGGGUGCAUCCCAGAGGUCCCCAGCUGGCAGGAAUUCCGUGCCAAUUCCUUGUGGAUGGAGCCAUGGGAAGCACUCCCCACCGUGGGAUGCUGGCAAGGGGAGCCCAGGCUGUUCCUUUCACCGAGAUCCCUGUGUUUUCCUGUAGUAGUAGUUAUUUAGGGGUAAGGUUUCCACAGCUGGAAUGUCACUUUACAGAUAAAAAAAAAAGAAAUAAAAUAAAAUAAAAGUAAGGGCAAGGAGUCUGUCCUGAGGAGUUUACAGUCUACAGCAAAGACCAUGUAACCUGCACUGCACUUUAGAAGCCUCAAAUGCUCACUCACCCAUAAAUUUCCCCUCAAAUGGGGACUGUUGUCCCUUCCUUAGGUGCCCCCUGAGCAGCAGCACCACCACGUCCCCCCGCUGGUGACAGCGCCGGGGCUCUCCUGCCCCUCCAUCCCCCACGCUGAAGUGCCUGAGCCAAGUCCAGGAGAGCCAAGCCAGGCUGGGUUUGUCCCUGAGCAGCUCCUUGUGCCCCCAGGGGUGCCCUUCCCCAGCCCCAACACAGCUGUGCUCUCUGGGAUGACACAAGUGGGGUGGGAAUGGUCCUGGGAGCAUCACUGUGGCCACCUGGUGACCCUCAGGGCUGCCACCAACCCAUGAGACAGCCUCUGGAAAACACCUGCAGACACUGAGAACCCAAAGCUCGGCUUUGAAGUAGUUCAGUCUUUCUGAGAAUCAAAGGGGUUGUUUGUUUUUGUGUGUGUGGAUCUGAUUUUUCUUGGACAAGCCCCAGGUUUUCUAGGCUCGCUCUCCCAAGCUCCACCUUCUCUGGGUGAAAAAAAUGUGCCUGUAUUUUGGGGAAAAAACCCAAAAAACAAACCUAACCCCACAGUUAAGAACUUCAGGGAGGAGCUGUUUGUCCCCAAAGCCCUCAGAGCUGUGGCCACAGGCAGGGUGGGAUGUCCCCAGGAGAUGUCACCGUGGUGCUGCUGGUGUCACCAAGGCUUGGGCUCCUGCUGAGGGAGAGCCCCAGGCAAGAGCUGAGUGGAAAAAAGCUCCCCAGAAGGCAGAGUUGAUGUGAAAUCACCCAAAUUGGUGUCUGAAUCACAGACUGCCAGGAGCCUGAGGCCAAGCUUCACCCUCCCCUGGGCAUCUCCCAGCAGGGAUCUUCCCACAGAGCCUCUCACUCUUCCCAGGAACAGCAUUAAACAGCAUCCUGCUGGUGGUUGUGAGCCCAAAUGGGUGAGAAAGGAGCCUUUUCCCACUCUGGUGAUGCCAGGGGACAGGGCUGACCCAGGGGGGAUUUCCAGCUCAGUGGUAAUUCCAGCUCUGGGUUCUGUAUAAGGUGAAGGGUUCUGAGAGGAGAAAACGAGGCAGGAAGAAACCAGCUCAGCAUUUUGGGUUCCCAUCAUCCUGCACAGGGAAAACCUCACUCAGGUCAAACCCUGUGCAAAGCCACAAAGGGCAGUGAGGGGAAUAAAUCUGUUCUCCAGCUCACUGUGGGGUUGAGCUGUGGCAGGAGGGAGCUCAGGCAAAGCUUUCUGGAGGUGAGGAUGGAGAAAUUCAGGUCACUGAGGCUCUGAGGAGGCUUUGAGGAGCCAGAGAGAAGCUGGUGACCUUGUGUGGAGCCAGGGAGUGGUGGAGGUGCCCACAGGGCAUUCCUGGCACGUUUCUAAUUCUCCCUCAUCCUCUCCUUGAUGUGCUGGGUUACAUCCCCCAGCAGCCAGGGCAGCUGCUUCUGCUCCCUCUUGCUUUUGGUGUUGACCCUCCAAUAAAAUAAAGAUAAAAAGUGCUAAUAAGCACUUUUAAAAAGUGCUAAUAAGCACCUGAGAGGGAAGGAUGUGAUCUCAUGGCUCUUCCUGCUCUAUUUCAAUAUUUAAAAGGCAGCAGCUCCUCUGGACCAUUCAUGAUCCACAGACUGUAGUGAGUAAGCCAUUAAGGUGGACAAUUUAAAAAUUUACCCUUUGAUUUGGGGUAGCUCAGUUGAGAAAU